Messenger RNA from Drosophila teissieri, 378 nucleotides. RefSeq names its product protein new-glue 1 (gene nol). The record is from RefSeq and is a predicted model, not a curated record. The transcript has a single exon. NCBI's taxonomy places the organism in Eukaryota, Metazoa, Arthropoda, Insecta, Diptera, Drosophilidae. Bases 1 to 378 code for a protein of 125 amino acids.
AUGCGCUUGCAGCUAGUUAUCUUCUUUGCCAUCGUGGCCUUCGCUUCGACUGCCUGGGCAGCCGAUGAUCCUGCCACUGAUCCGGCCACUGAUCCUGCCACACCCACGACACCCACUGAUCCUGCCACACCCACGACACCCACCUCCCCCACCACUCCCACUUCGCCCUCGGCAUCUGAAAGCAGCACCACCGCUCCCACGACUGCCACCACCGUGGCUCCCACAACUGUGGCUCCCACCACCAAGGCACCAAGCAAGAAGACGGCUACCAUUGUCCACUACAAGAGGAAAACCAAAAAGCCAAAGAAGCGCCACACGAUCCGCAAGUCACGCGGAGCCAAGGGCAGCAGCCGCAAGAAGGGAUCCCGACGAAACUAA